AUGGAGGAUGUCGACAUUGAUGAGAGUGCUCUAAAUCCUACGCCAAGUACUCAUGUAACUGAAGAGGAACCUGUGGGGCUUGAGGAUGAUGCUGAGAAGAUAAUUAAGAUACUGACAAGAGGAAUAAGGGAACGGGAUAUUGUCUCUAUUUUGGGCAUGCCUGGUCUCGGAAAGACCACUUUGGCAAAAAAGAUAUUCAAAGAUUCUUCUAUUGUUUCUCACUUUGAUGUUCGAGCAUGGGUUACCAUUUCUCAAUCAUAUGAUGUGAGAGAGCUGCUGAGGGAUAUCUAUAAGCAAGUGACCGGUGUUAAGUGCAAUGGAGAAAAGGAGAGUGACAUAUCCGAUAUGUUGCGCAAGUGUUUAAUAGGCAAAAGAUAUCUCAUUGUCUUGGAUGAUGUAUGGGAAGCCGAGGCAUGGGAUGAGUUAAGAUUAUGUUUUUCAAUUGGUAAACAAGGAAGCAGAAUCAUGUUAACAACUCGCAUUGAACAUGUGGCAAUGGAAGUCAAGCACUGUACCGAUUCUUAUUCCCCUCGGUUCCUAACAAGGAAGCGAGCUGGAAAUUGUUACAGAAAACAACAUUUCAAAAGGAAACUUGCCCUCCUGAAUUCUGGGAUGUUGGGCUACAAGUUGCAAAUAUUGUAA
Messenger RNA from Nicotiana attenuata, 642 nucleotides. Its product is annotated as putative late blight resistance protein homolog R1A-3. Gene Ontology annotation, molecular function: ADP binding. NCBI's taxonomy places the organism in Eukaryota, Viridiplantae, Streptophyta, Magnoliopsida, Solanales, Solanaceae. Bases 1 to 642 code for a protein of 213 amino acids. The record is from RefSeq and is a predicted model, not a curated record. Gene Ontology annotation, biological process: defense response to other organism. The transcript has a single exon.